This is a messenger RNA of Pelobates cultripes (western spadefoot toad), 28794 nucleotides long. Lineage: Eukaryota; Metazoa; Chordata; Amphibia; Anura; Pelobatidae. The record is from the annotation of a GenBank genome assembly.
AUGUCAGACUGUAAUGCUGCCACUGUCGGUGUGAAGGAUUCUGUCAGUAUUGCAGAGAGCAUUUGCAGGUCCUCUUUUGUGACCAUUGAUGCCGCCAUCCAUCGGAUCUCUGCUUUGAUAUCUGCAAGCGUGGGCUGCUCCGGUUCAGAGGUAAUCAAGGAGGGUGACAUGGGCGCCAUCUUGGAGCCUUGCGCCUCGCGGCUAGGCCCCAGCAGGGUUUGGAGGAAGUCAUCCAUGGGUCCCAUCUGACGAGGGGGCAACCCUGGGAAUCUGCAGGAGCAGACUUUAAAUCGGACAAAUCUGAGGCAUCUUACAAAAGAAAUAAGGAAGUACAUACAUUCUAAGAAAACAAAAAAAUGAAAAAACUGGGAUGGAGGAGUUAGUUAAUUUUAAAUAACUAUUUCUCUUUAGUAUAUAUAUUAAGAACAUAUGGCAAUAGAUAUGCAAAUAAUUGCUGCAAAUAACUUGCACAAAAAAUGGAAUUGGAUGACUCAAGACAAGAUGCUACAGCAAUUAAAGACAUUAAAUAUAUACAAAGCUCCAGGGCCUGAUGGUAUUCAUUCACGAGUACAUAAAGAACCAAGUGUGAACCUCUGGUUUUAAUAUUUCAAGAUUCUUUUCUUUCAGGAAGUGUACUGGAGGAUUGGAGGAAGGCUGAUGUGGUUCCUAUAUUCAAAAAGGGUUCAAAAUCCUUGCCUGGAAAUUAUAGACCUGUGAGCUUAACUACUGUGGUUGGGAAAGUAUUUGAAAGGCUAUUAAGGGAUAACAUUCAAUAAAUCCUUGAGAAGAACACGGUUAUCAGCAAAAAUCUGCAUUGUUUUAUGAAUCACAGGUCAUGUCAAACUAACUUGACUGCAUUCUAUGAAGAAGUAAGUAUAGUUUAAGGUGUUGCAGUGUAUGUGAUCUAUUUGGAUUUUGCCAAAGCGUUUGAUACAGUUACACACAAUAGAUUAGUGUUCAGACUUAAAGAAAUUGGUCUAGAUGAAAAUUCUUGUUCUUGGAUAGAGCAUUGCCUUAAAAAUAGAGUACAGAGAGUUGUCAUUAAUGGUAAAUUUUCAAGCUGUGCAGAGGUGGUAAAUGGUGUCCCACAAGGUUCUGUACUGGGACCCCUUCUAUUUAAUAUGUUUAUAAAUGUUCUUGAAAAAGCAUUGAAAGUCAUGUUUGCAAAUGACACAAAACUCUGUAAAGUAAUACAAUGUGAGCAAGAUAUUACCUUGCUGCAGGGGGAUUUAGAUACACUGGGGGACUGGGCACUCAAAUGGCAGUUGAAAUUUAAUGUAAAAAAAUGCAAAGCGUAAAGAAUGCACAGGCAACAUAGCCUAAAUGAAAGUACACUACACAAGAGAAGGAUUUGGGAAUGGUUAUAAACAACAAACUACGCAACAAUGUGCAAUGUCAAUCAGCAGUGGCUAAGGCCACUAAGGUACUGUCAUGCAUGAAAAAGGCAUUAAUUCUCGGGAUGAGAGUAUCAUUUUGCUUCUUUGUAAAUCAUUGAUAAGACCACUUCUUGCAUAUGCUGUGCAAUUUUGGGCACCUGUUUUGAAGAAUAUUAUGGCACUAGAAAAAGUGAAAAAUUUAUAAAUGGAAUGGAACAUUUUAUCUUUGAAGAAAGGUUAACAAAUUGAAACCUCUUUACUUUAGGGGGCGGAGCCAAGACCUUUAGCUGAGCCGAUGCAUACCACACGAGCUCCUGCUGAGUUUGGCAAUAAUCUGGGCAUACCCCCAAAUAGAGCACAUAUCCUGGGACCACUGCACCCUACUUUAUUUGGGGACGUGGUACUGACUCCACAGACCCCUCACUCACGCUCUCAGGCCAUCGGGAGACUGUAGAGGUGCGUCGCGGCCUGCAGGCGACCGGGCUGGGGGAAGGCGGCUGAUUUUCCUGCUUUGCUGUUGCUGCGCAGAUCAGCUUUAUUCCUCCCCCCUCCCACCCUCUCCGGACUGGCAGGGGUUAUCCCAGUCCCAACUGGACUAUCUUGAUCAACUCCCUUGUUCUAAUGGACGGCAAGCAAUACCUACCUGAACCCAACAGCAGGUCUCAAAAUGGAGGAUGGGACUACUCCGGUGGAGCCGACUCUACUGCAAAUCCACGGAAUUCUCCAGGCUCCAAAAGCAAACCUCAUGAUAAGACUGGAAGCACUUCUCACCAGCUUCUGGGCUAAACUGGAGGAGUGAAGUGCUGCUUCAUCUAUACCACACAAGCACGUGGGCUGGCAAAACGAAGCACAGAGGUCGGGUGAGCUCCCUCUUAGUUUGCAGACGCUACCAGCCAUCCAAGCUCCUGUACAGCUCCCAUGCCUGAAGCAUGGAAGACAAAGGGUCCCUCAGCUGAAACAACCUCGCAGAACGCAUGCCCCUGUGCCUCGACACCAUACUUCUAUUUGGCGCACCAAAGGGAGCCAUACCAAUCAGCACAACCGACACCAUCAGAGGGUUCCCGCUAAACAAGGCCUAGGGCGUGCAAUGAGGCAAUCGUGGAGCACCUCCCCUGACGCAGGACGACGCAUGAUUCACGGAGAUGUGAAGCGAGAGCUCCAUAACCCAUGGAACAGAUGGAGUGCUCUGCUGUGCUUUGAUAUACUCCUGCUCCUACGGGAUACAGGCCUUCCAUUCACGGGCAUUGGAUGAGGGGGCUUGAGAUAACAAAGCAGUCACCACAGAGCCAUAUGAACUCUCCCAGUUUAAUUUCUGUUUUGUCUUAUAUUGAUUGUGUACUAGGCUGUGUCUCCUAUUUACACACAUUUUUCUAAUAUGUAAGUGCUUCACUCUAGCCUAGGGGAUAGUUAACCCAACCUGUUUAGUGGAAUCGUUCUCAUGUUACCUACUACAGUUCUAUGAAAUAGCACUUCUCAUACUCUCUCUCUUCAACCUCAUAGAAUUGAUUCAUGGUGUCUCUCCUCACAAAUGCAGUGUUACUUAUGAUGCACCAGGCAAACUCUGGUUAAAAAAAAAAUUUCCGCUCAUGUUAUGCUUACCUGUUUCCUCUUAUUAUAUAUUUUUUUAAAUGUGCUGCUCCUACAAUUGCCAUACUAAUGUUUCUAACUAUAUGUUGGUAUCAUGCUUGCCCAUGCUUUUGUGGCAAUACAAGCCUAUUUGUAAUCACUUGCACAACAAAAGUAAAGAAUUGUAAAAAAUAAAAUGAAAAAAAUAAAACCUCUUUAGUUUAGAAAAACGUGUCCUCAGAGGGGUUAUGAUAAUAUUAUACAAAUAUAUCCGGGGCCAAUACAAGCCAUUGUGUGAAAAUCUAUUCACAAACAGGACUAUACAUAGGACACGAGGUCAUGUGUUUAGACUGGAAGAAAGACGAUUUAGUCUAAGGCAAAGGAAAGGUUGUUUUUUUAACGAUGAUAACAAGGAUGUGGAAUUCUCUGCUGAAGGAAGUAGUUUUAUCAGAAUCUGUACAGAUGUUUAAACACCAACUAGUUGCAUACUUGCAAAAACGUAAUAUUCAAUUAUAUCAUUGUUCAACUGUAGGGUAAUAGCUUCUUGAUCCAAGGAUAAAUCUGUCUACCAUUCUGGGGUCAAUAGGGAAUUUUUUUUCCUAGUUUGUUGCAAAAUUGGAAAACAAAUGUGAGGAAGGCUGAACUUGAUGGACACAUAUCUCUUUUCAGCCUAUGUAACUAUAUGUGCUUUUACAACAAUAAAGCAAUGCAUCGGGGGCAGUGGCGUAGCUAAAGUUUUUGCUGCCCGGGGCUGUCACUGAGUUUGCCACCCCUAUCUCAACCCAAAUGCAAAAUGCUAAAUCUUUUCCAUCAUAAACUGAAUCAUUGAAUAAGUUGCCAUACAAUUGUCAGUUUUACCAAUAAAGUGGCUAUGUACUGUAUUAUUAUUGGUGAAACUGACAAUUGUAUUGGCACUUAUUGAAUUAAAAAAAUAUUUUGUUUGGGAAAAGAUUUUCUAUUUGCACUUUGGUGCAAGGAGAGAAGGGAUCUGUGAAGGGAGAGAGAGGGGACCUGAUCAAGGAGGAAGGGGAUCUGUUAAGGGGGAGAGAGAGGACCUGGGGAGGGAGGGGGUCUGUGAAGGGGGAGAGAGGACACCUGAGCAGGAAGGGAGGGGGUCUGUGAAGGGGGAGACAGGGGCUCUGAGCAGGGAGGGGGGCUGAGAGGGUGCAGGGAGGGGGCGGUGAGGGUGCAGGGAGGGGGGGGCUCUGCAGGAAACAUACCUGGUGACUCUACCAGCACUCCACAGGAAAGGAGGAGAGCACAGGAAGAGACCUCACUUUCCAUCCUCCCACCCUGCCUCUUUCCCUCUCUCUAUGCACUGCACGGAGGAAACCUGGCAAGCAGAGCAGGAUCACUGCCAGGUCUCACUCAGAAGGUGGGAGGAGGGUCAGUAUGGGAGGGAGUAGGGACAUUGCCGCCCCCUAAAAAGUGCCGUCCUGGGUGGACCCUCUCCCACUUGCUACGCCACUGAUCAGGGGAGAUGUAGUCCACAAUAUCUGGAGUGGCGAAGGUUGCCUACCCAUGGCCUAUAGUGUGAUAUGCACAGCAGUAUGCUUUCUUAACAAUCUAUCUACCCCAUGGUGUGAGGAUGUAACACUUCAAUAAAACUGGUAUCAUCUGAAAACAAGCGUCAUGGCAGUAGUAUGAGCCAUAUUUUGAAAUCAUUUAAUGCAACUACUAAACAUUUGCAGAGUUCAAAUAGAGAAAUUGCAUAUCUAAAAAAAAAUGGCUAGAUGCCAGUAUAACGAGUACAGAUGAUAUAGAAGAUUCUGUUGCUUAUAAAUGUGUGUGCAUUUGUCUAUAUAGAAUAUUCUAUUUAUUGAUAUACCUAAUAAUAUUAAAGGACCACUCUAGGCACCCAGACCACUUCAGCUUAAUGAAGUGGUCUGGAUGCCAGGUCCCUCUAGGAUUAAACCUUUUUUUUUUUUUUAUAAACAUAGCAGUUUCAGAGAAACUGCUAUGUUUAUAAAUGGGUUAAUCCAGCCUCUAAAGCCUCUAAUGGCUGUCUCAUUGACUGCCGCUUGAGGCGUUUGAGUGCUUCUCACUGUGAAAAUCACAGUGAGAAGAUGCCAGCGUCCAUAGGAAAUGAGACUGGCUGAAUGCGCGCGCAGCUCCAUUCAGCUGAAGAGGAGGAUCGGAGGAGAGGAGCAGGAGAGCUAGUUAAGGUAAGAUUUAACCCCUUCCUCUCCCCAGUGCCCGGCGAGUAUGUUUUCCUGGCACUAUAGUGGUCCUUUAAGUAAGGCACAGAAUUACAUCACAAUUGUAUUAAACAGCUGUCAGAUUGAAGAUGAUUUGCCCUAAAGUAGAUGUAGCUUUGCCAGUUUAGCUUUUGUUCUCAAAGGUGCUAUUUGCUCUGGAGUUAUCUCUGCCUAAUGAUGGUAAAAUGUAUGGUCAUUAUUAGAUCAAGAAAGAUUGAGCAGUUACAUGUGACUUGCCAUCUAGUCUGAACAUUUAAACCUUGUGUAGUAUGGGAUAGUUAGUCAGCUUGCCAAAGAGAAACAAAAUAAAAAAUAUCUUCAAUUUUAUAGUUUAGCAAUACUGAUAUAAAAGACAAAAACACAGUCUUAUAUGUAAUAAAAGUUUGAAGGACCACUCGGAGCUCCUUCUAACAUGGUGUCUAAUGGUUGCUACUGCCUGUCACCACUACAACUUAGCUCUGCACUUUGUGGCUUAGCUCAGGAGAGCUAACAGAAGCACCUAAGCAGGGAGCCUUGAUUUUAUAUUUUUGGAUAAACUUUUUAAAAGAUUUAUCUACAAAACGUUCCAUAGAUUUUAUUGGUGACUUCUGUAUAUACAUUAUUUGAAAAUGUAUCAAAAAUAUUAAAUAAUUUGAAAAGCUUAUCCAACAAAAUAUUAGAUCAAGCCCACAGUUUGACUUCUCACAAUGGGGGAAAGGGAGUGCACCAUAACCACAACAGUGUAUUGUGGAGGUUAUAAUGUUUGGAGUGUUUCUUUAAGUUACACUAACAUCAGUACAUAAAUAAAAACAAAUAUUCAAAAAUAUGAUUUGAAAGUUAAUAGUUAAUUACUCAUGAGUUGAUUUUUUUGAGUAUUUUUAGGAUGUCAGUCCAGAGCCUGGAUCCCAUGUUAUACACAAAAUAACUGUGCAAAUGCCUGAAGGUCAAUGGUAUUUAAAAAAGAAAUUCAAAAGUAAACAGUUUUCACAGCCAAUUUACGCAAAAAUAUUAUCUUUAACUUUUUGUCUUGGUCAAUGAAAACAAUCACAUGGCAUAACAGAAGGAGGCGCAAAAAUGUAAAACUGGUAAACUGGUAAAGAUGAUUUUUUUUUUUCUGUUACCAAUGUGCCAAAGAUUGUAAAUUAAUAAAAGAGUAAUUUCUGCAGAGAAGAAAAUUUUAUAUAGGAAUAUGGUAAACAGAGGAGAGAUGGGAUGCAAAAUAGUUACCCUGAAGGCAGCAAAGUAGACAAGUCUAUUUCUACAGCUGCCAAUAGUACAGGAAUCAACAUUAAAAACAGUUUCUCACAACAUUUCAACCCUCUGAGGCUUUUACUAGAUAAAAAGUGAGCAGAUAUGCGUCUCUUCAUUAAACCGAGAGAAGAAUGAUAUCAUUAUAGACCAGAUAGAAAUAGAUGGAGAUUCUGAGGGGAAAUGCUAAAAUGAGAGGAUAGAUGACAGCAAUGAGAAGGGGAAAGUUGAAUCGUAUGAACAUUAAAGGAUUAUGAUGUCAGUUAGAAGCAGAAAUAAGGGUGAGACGGAGUGUGAAAGAAAGUGAAGCUGUCAUAUUGUACGGCUGCCUUCCAGUCAGAAUUCCAUACAUUAUAUAUAGCUUUCAUGAACAAUAUUAUAACAUACAUGGUGUAUCUGCAAAAGGAACAAAGGAAAACAAUAGGAAAAGCAAUUCAUUUGUUACAAAUUAUUACAGGUGUUAAUUUUACAGUUAUAAGGCCUUUGGUAGUCCAGCUCCUCUGGAGUGCAACAACUCUAACUCUGGAGUCCUAUUGGCUGAGCUGAGAAUUUAAACGUUACUGGGGUAAGUUAAAUGCAGAGAAGGAUUAAGACCACAAGGCAACCUAAAAUCAGGUUAUCCAUUUGUGUCCCCCCUCUUAUUUUUCACAAACGGAUGGUCAAUAAGCAAGGCAAAUUCAUGGUUCCAAGACCCCCAUCUAACCCAUGGGCUCUGAGCAGCUGCCUAGGAUCGCUUUAUGGUUAAUCUGUUCUGGUUGAAUGUAAAAUCACAAAUAUAAUAUUCUUAUGUACAACAUUAGCAAGUUAAAGGUGGAUUCAUGAAGAAAGAUAUGUUUAGCUGAUUAUAUUUAAAUGCACAUGCGUGAGGUAUGUAGCAAUUAAUGUAUUGGCACAACCUACUGGAGCUGGAUGGAUGGAUAGGUGGAUAGAUGAUAGAAAUAGAGACCGACAGAAAUGUACUAUAUAAUAUUUACAUAUUAACUGUACUGAUAAACAACACAGCUUUGUCUCAGCACAGCAAAAGACUUUAAAGAACAUAGUAUAGAUAUAUCAGACACAUUGUAAGAAAUGAAGAUGUUUACUGUAUUUAAUUAUUAAUGAAUGCAUACUUUUGUUGUUUAUUGGGAACAUGAACACAUUAAGGUGUUUGGGCAAGAACAUGAUGAUGGGAGCCAUGAUCAGUUCUCAGAUCAAGGACAGCUGGACCAGUGCCAUAUGCAAGGUAGCUUAUGGAGGACACUAUCAACCCUUAAUGCUGGACACUAUAAUUUUACUGUAUUUUAACUAUUUGUAUAUAUUUGAUUCAAUGUAUCUUUAAUCUCCGUUUUCUUUUUUGUUUGUCAUUUUAACAUGCCUGGGCAUGCUUGUUUUUUAAUAUAUGUAUGUAUGUAUGUAUAUAUAUAUAUAUAUAUGUGUGUGUGUAUUUACAGUUGUGGGUGUGUAUGUGUACUUGUUUAUUUAAACAUAUAUUUUACUUUGUCUUGCCCUGCAUGCUAAAGCUAGUUGUUCCCAGCCCCACUCAACAUUGUUGGCUUGUUAACUUAAAUGUUAAUUCACCUAUGUGUUUAUCUCUAAAGACUUUCUCUGUUAUUUCUGCAUCCCCCCUUUAUUUUAUUGAUACCCACCCAAAUGUCUUGCUUGGCCAGUCCUCACCUCCUCUGUGCAUCUUUAUUCCAUAGCUUUAUUGCAGGCCUUUUUGACCCCAUCAUCUCUGUCUUCCACAGUCCGCGUUAAUAAAAAUCCUUGUUGGAAACCAGAACAGUUCUCAGUUGCCCAUCCAAGCUCUUUAUUACAUUUAUAGAUAGAAUCUCACAUACAAUUUUCGAUAAUUAGAAAUGACAGCUGCAAACACUACCUGCAAUCAGAACACUCCUACACUCCCUUAACCCCUAACACUCCUCAUUCUCCUUACUUUUGCCCAUUCUGCUUUUCUCAAAGUACUUACUCAUCUGAGCAAUGCUCUAUCUUCUCCACUUUUCCUUUUCUCUCCUCUCCCUCUGCAUCAAAAUAUCCCCUUACACCCACUUCCCUCAAAAACACAAUCACAUCCACAUUAAUCCAUCUCUGCUACACAUCCCUUCUCUCAUCAUCCCUGCACUCAUUUCUCUAUUCUUUCUCUCCUGCUCCCACCCAAUCUCAUCCUAGACCCUGCCCAUAGAAAACCAGUUCACACCUCCUCUCUCUAUCUCUCCUCCUACUUCUAGCAGCUGGUGACAUCUCUCCCAGCCCAAGGCCCUUUACCUUGUCUGCUCACAGUAGAACAACUAGAAACCACACAAACCUCACUCACUCACUGAGACCUGGCUUUCCCCCUUUGAUACCGCUACUCCAGCUUCUUUAUGUUUCGGUGGACUACAAUUCUCCUACACUCCCAGACUCAACUGUAAAGGCGGCAGUGUAGGCAUCUUUCUCUCCCCUCAAUGUACCUUUUAAAAUAUCCUUUCUGCCCCUGCCCUAUCCUUUACUUCCUUUGAAGUUAACACUGUCUGCAUAUUUAAGCCGUUUAAGAAUUGCCAUCAUCUAUCGCCCCCCCCCCCCGGUCAUCCGAGGCUAUUCGUUGAACACUUUUCUUCCUGGCUACCCCACUUUUUCUCCUCUAGCACUCUUUCCCUCAUACUUGGGGACUUUAACAUCCCAAACAACAACCUCAACUGCCCUGAUGCCUCCCGUCUGCUCUCUGUAACCUUCUUUUUUGGCCUCACACAGUGCUCUACUUCAGCAACUCAUACAACAGGUAACACUCUUGACCUCAUCUUCACCAAUCUCUGUACUACCUAUAAUCUCUCCAAUGUCCCAUUUCCUCUAUCUGACCACCAUCUGCUGACCUUUCACAUCGGCAUACCCCGUAUCCAAAUUUCACCACCCUCAACUCACCAAUCUUGCAGAAACCUCCACCUUCUUGAUCUCCAGCAUUUCUCCACCACACUUUCCUUUUACCCAUCUCAAAUCUCACCUGCCCUAACUCUGCAACCUCACUCUACAACUCCACUCUCUCCUCUUAACUAGACCUCACUCUGCACCUGACUUCCUCCACUAUAAAUCCACUAUAAAUUUAUGCUGCUCUCCUACACUCUGACUCUUUCCUCUGUAAAAGAAAAUUACUUCAACACCCUCAUAAGCACACUGUCCUGCCAACCCAUAUGCCUAUUUCACACUCUUAAUGCUCUCCUUCGCCCUGUUGCUCCCCCUCCUCCUACCACCCUGUCCGCCUUAAACUUUGCAACUCACUUCACUGAGAAGAUUUCUACAUUCUCUAACCUCUCUUCCUCCCCUUCCAAUACAUCUUCUAAUACAUCACCCAACCCCACUCACUCCACUGUUCUAUGAUCAUUCGCAGCUACUACAAGGGAAGAGGUUUUUGCACUGCUCCGGUGCUGCGAGAUUGACAGACUUCCUCGAAUCCAACUCUUUGCUUGACUCGCUCCAGUCUGGAUUCUGCGCUCAUGACUCUAUUGAACCAGCUGUGACCAAACUAUCCAAUGAUUUAAUCACUGCAAAAUCUUGCGGCCAUUACUCUAUCCUAAUUCUCCUUGAUCAUUCUGCUGCCUUUGACACUGUUGAUCAUCAACAGCUUCUUCUCAUUCUCUGUAAUCUCGUCUACAAGAUAAUGCUCUCCUGGUGCUCCUCCUACCUACCACGUUUUCAGUGUUUCUUUCUCUGGCUCUGCCUCUUCUCCCCAAGCCCUGUUGGCAUUCCUCAAAGUUCUGUCCUUAGUCUCCUUCUGUUCUUCAUCUAAACUGCCUCCCUUGGUAAACUCAUGAGCUCGUUUGGCUCAUUAUCAUUUAUAUGCAGAUGACACGCAAAUCUUCCUGUCCUCUCCUGAUCUCUCUCUGCCCAUCUUGACUCGUGUCUCUGACUGCCUCUCCAUGAUUUCCAACUGGAUGGCUGCUCACUUCCUUAAACUCAACCUGUCCAAAACAGAACUCCUGGUCUUUCCUCCCUCAAGUGUUGCUACUUCUGUGUCUGUCUCCCUCCAAGUCAACGGCGCCACCAUCACCUCUAUAUCACAGGCUCGCUGCUUAGGUGUUCUUUUUGACUCCAACAUCUCCUUGGAGAGGCUCAUUUUAAUGUCCGGCGAGGCUCAUUUUAAUGUCCGCCCGCACCUCCCACGCCUCCCCCCUCUGUCAGUCCCUACAUUGGCUUCCAGUUAGAUAUAGGACUCAAUUUAAGAUUCUGGUGUUUGCUUACAAGUCCCUACAUAAUGCUGCUCCAACCCACCUAAUACACAAGUGUGUCCCGUUGAAGGCCCUGCGCUCUGACGAAGACCUACGUCUAUCCUCUGUCCGUACUUCCACAUCUGAUGCUCGCCUCCAAGACUUCUCCAGGGCUGCACCUUUUCUGUGGAACUCCCUUCCCUUCUCCGUUAGACUUUCACCCAGUUUCCACACCUUCAAAAAAAUUUUUGAAAGCACACUUCUUCAGGAAAGCAUAUCAUUUAAACUGUUUUUAAGCGGGUUUUCAUUCCUCCCCCCUAUGACUCCUCUCCUGCAACUGUCAAAAAUUAUCUAAGUUCUCAGUGAAUACUUUUCUAGCAAGCUAUAUCAUUACCCCUACUUAUACCUUUUGUGUCACUAUACCCUACUCCCUCUAACAUGUAAGCUCAUUGAGCAGGGCCCUCAACCCUCUGUUCCUGUGCAUCCAUUUGUCUGGUUACAAUUACGUGUCUGUUAGUCCAUUCAUUGUACAGCGCUACAGAAUUUGCUGGCACUAUAUAAAUAAUAAAAUAAUAAUAAUAAUACAGUGCUGCUGCCCACCCCAUGUGUACCUAUGUGUUCCUGAAUAGAGGUUAAUAAGUAUGUAGGGGUUUAAAAAAAUAUCCAUUUUUGUCUCACUAGACAAUUUACCUUUUUAGCAAGGUGAAUUGUUAGUGUAGCACUCCCCUAAAAGAUUUUGCCGUGAUGUGGCAGGUGGGCUUACACUUGAAUGACCAGGUCAUCCAUCCUUUCAAGCCAGCAAUCAUUGAGACACUCAGGACCAAAACCAUAGGCUUGAGAACGGUUGUGCUGUGUGACCUGUGCUUACCCUUUUGUACAGAGCUAUGGAAUCUGAUGGCGCUAUAUAAAUAAUAAAAUAAUAUUAAAAAAAUAAUAUGUGCACUUUUGCAUAAGUUCGGGUUAGCUUGUAUGUUUUUUGAAGAAAAAAAAAUCACGACUGUUUUUGUAACUAAUUGUUUCACUUUUUUUUUUUAAUUACCAUUUUGUAAGUACAGUUUAGAUGGUAUUUUUCUCUAGGUGAACACCCUAAUUCAGGGGCAAGCAACCUUCGGCACUCCUGAUGUUGUAGACUACAUCUUCCACGAUGCUUUGCCAGCAUAAACCCUGUUAGAGCAUUAUGUCUGUAGUGCUGAAGGUUACCUACUCCUGUCCUAAUGUUAUGCAAUCUAUAACCAAGAGUCUACCGUUGGACUACAAUUUUCUACAUUCCAAUUUUUCUCGAAUGUGUUCAGUGUGUGUCAACCAGGAGUUAAUGAUUUCGUUUUAAAACCUGCUAUUCGAUAUAUGUACAGUGGUUUUUCUAGUCCUGAACCAUUCAAAUUAGUAUAUCAGUCCAAGUCACAGAGGAGGAGGAGAACAUAAUCAAAGAAAGAAAAAUCUUCCUGAAACCAUGUGAGUUCUUUACAUAGAUCUGUGUGGAUGAUUGAACAAGACAUUCAGUGAUCAGCCUCUGCUGUGCCUGAGAGCAGUCACUGUCUGUAGAAAUAAAACAGUCCCAUCUGCACCUUGCAUGGAGUACAGGGAUCCAGUGCUCUCUUCUCAUCCUGACCUGAGCUAUGAUUGCAGGUUCUGAACAUCUUCCAACCUGGGAACUCUGACCUCUGCCCAUAUUCCAUAGUGCCUCUCACGGUUUGACAGGGACAUUCCACAGCCAUAUUCCAGGACUAUUUACAGGUAAGCAGAUGUGAUUGUAAAUCCCUAGGAAGGGGCAGGUUUAGGUGAACACCUGUCUGUGUGGCAUAUUGGGAAAGCUACUGUGAUAUAUUAAUGUCAUGGUUACUGUAUUUCAGUACAGAACCUUUAUUAACAUACUCAUUAUUAGAAAUAGUUCGUUUUUUGUUUUUUUAAUGAGUAAAUAUUUCCAAAGAAAUAUUAAACAACAUUAAAAUAAGCAGACACUGCUGUUGAUGGUAAAUGUUAAAAUGUAUAUUAUGUUCAGCUGGUAAUAACAUGUAAAACCUGUUUAGCUAUGUUUACACAUGAUAUAAAUGACCUUUUUGAUAGUUGAGUUUUUAAUAAUUUUUCAUGUUCACCAGUGUUACUAUAGCUGGAAAGCAUCUUGGAUUGAAGCUCUAUUUAGGUCUGGAUACUCAAUGUUUAUACAUCAUGCUUAGAGCUGCACUAAUCAACAGCGCUAAAGUCUAUUGAGUAGUAACAGCUAAUAGUGUUUGACCUGUCUGUAUAUUUGAGAAGGAAAAGCAAGUACAUUAACAAUUUUUUUGUCUUGUGCGUGCAAUUGUUAACAGAAACACUGCAAUAUAAAUAAAAUGAAUCUUAGGUUACCAUUUAAAAAAUAAAUAAAUAAGACAAUGGUCAAGGCAAAGCAGUGCCUCCCCCUUCCUAUAUCUUGAGCAAUGGUCAUUUUGAUAAACCAUCCAGUCACCUUCCACAUUUCAAUUGUUUUCCUGUAUGUUGUCCACCAAGAGACUAUUUUCUCUACCCCUGGCUCCCAUCACCUUCCCCUCUAGUCCAACUAACUAAUAGCGCACCUUUCCCUGACUGAAACCAGAAAGCCGCAGAGACUCCAGUGGGAUUUAUUCACAACUCUUCUGGAACUUCGGUCUGGCCGCAGAUAGCCUCAGCUCCCAGACAACUUUCACUCUGCUUUUCUCCUAUUUCCAUACCAGCUACAAGAGAACUUUUUGGAGGGAAGGUGCCUCAGACUAUGUGGAAUAAAAGAAGCACGGUGGAGCCCCUCCUAUUUCGUCCACAGGAAAUCCUGACAGUUGACGGCCAAAGCCCUAUUUGUCCUGGAACCCUUUUGGGCAUGAACUUUGUUUGCAGCCAGCCAAAACUUUGCCCUGGUGGCGAUUUGUCAAUUCUUCUCGGAUCCAAGUGCUAUUUUGCCAACAUGGGUGCUCGGAUCAGAGCUAUGUGGGAAUGUAUAUUGUGUGGGGCUCCUGGUGUUUUAUUAUGUUUUUUGGGGUGCUUUUGUGUUCUUUGUAUCCAGGAGAUAAUUAGUUUAGCGAUCAGCAACUGAAUUAUCUCCCAGACACAGAGGCACCAGGGCAGGAUCAUUUGCUAUUGAAUAGGAACCCCAUGCUGGGUGUCCAUGUAUAAAUGACUGCAGUGCCUAAAAAAAAAAAAAAUCAGAUCUACUCCCAACAUUAAGUCUCGGCUAAUGUAUGGGGUGAAAGCUAUACAAGCUAUUACACUAACUACACUGUAGGGAGCUAUAACACUAAGGGAAAGGGAAUACUUGGCGGUGAUACAACUGUGAUCCACCAAAGCCAUUCAUUAACCCCUUAAGGAUGGCGGGCGUUCUAUGCCGUAAUUUUUGGGGCACUCCUAAACGCUGGGGGACGGCAUAGAACGUUUCCGACGUCCUUUGUACUUACCAGAUCCCCGCCAUUCCCCCGACGGUGGUCGUGAGCCUGGGGUCUGCUUGGGAGCUAAGGCAGGCCUCCUCGAUCUGGUCCCCCCCCCCAGCCAUGUGACCGUGGGGUCCUCGCGAUCACAUGGCCGGCUUAUGCAGUGCCUGCAGGGGGCCUGUUGAGGAAUGUAGAGCAUCUCCAUGCAGGGCGUUACACAUUAUACACACAUUAAGCUUUUAGAAUUAUUGACACGUGACAUGAAUACAUUUCAUGUAACUGCUGUAUACUGCAGUCUUUUUUACGACAAUAAAGCUGUCUUUUAUUCACCCAAACAAUAAGCUUUGGCUAAUGUUUAGGGAAUGAGCUAUUAUCACUUCAGAGCUAUUCACUAAGGGGGAAAAGAAGUCCUUGACCGUGGUAACUGGGGCACCAGCUCUGAGGUAUGUAGGUUUUGUGCCAAUUUGGAUGGGGAUGGCACUACCCCUAUGAAGAUUCCUGGAGGCUCCAAAAAAAGGACUUACAUAGAGUCUUCAUAGGGGUAGUGCCAUUCCCAUCCAAAUUGGCACAAAACCUACAUACCUCAGUGCCGGGACCAGUAGGCUCAGAACUAGGUGAGCACCCAAUUUGCUACGUGAUACUUUUAUUUUACAUUAUCACAGACUACACAUUGGUCCACCUUUUCCUUAUGUUUUGUUUAUGAGAACAAUUCCAAACGGAAGCGAAAAGGUCGUGCUACUAUAAAAGCACAUAGGCCUGAUUACGGAGCCAGUACCUAUACACAGGCUCCUCUAAAUGUGAGUGUUCUGUCUGCUAUACUAUAUAUUGGAUUUCACUUUUAAGUACCAUCUGCACUAUAUUGUACCCUUUGUUCCUUUUACAUGUAUUUUACACCAAACUUUCAACUAAGAAACAUUUGGUAAGUUUGGCCAGUUUUAUAUUCAUUUUAGCACUCCACUUAUAGGUGUUAGUCUUUUUACAUACACCGUUCUAUAUUUGUUUUGUGGAUAAGAGGAUAUUUCCACACAAGUGCAUAGAGCUGCUUCUUAUCUUAUUUUAUUCACGUUUAUUGUUACACACAUCCCUCUACUUGGGAGGGCAACUUUGGAUUGGUAUUCAUUGGUUUACUAUUAUAAUUAUAGUCUUACUAUUUAAUGAUGCAGCUGUAGGUUAAUUGUUUUUUUAUUGUGAUCUAAUUCAAUUCACCUGCCUGCUAAGAGAGAGUUCAUUUUCAGCAUUAUAGCCCUGCUUUUUAAUUGUUUAACCCCUUAAGGAAACAACUUCUGGAAUAAGAGGGAAUCAUGACGGAAUAUUUCCGUCAUGUAUCCUUAAGGGGUUAAUUAUAAUGGUGCAAUCUAAAUAUCUUUGCUCUCAAAUUACUUAUCCCUAUAGUUUUGGAACCCCCUUUGGCUACAUGUAAAUACCUACCCAAAGGGACGCUUAUAGUUCACCUUUCCAUCAAUAGACUUAAAUACAUGGGAAAUGUAUUAUCCUUUAAAUCUUUCAAAUGUUCUAUUGGUUUAUGAGACAGGCCAGCUCCCAGUUUCAAGCGGUAUUCGACUAUCAUUAAUUUUUAAUCAAUUAACUAAUAAAGUUUAUGUAAGUUUUAUUGGUGAGAGUUUAUAACUUCUGCUUUCCUUCGAGGAAGUAUUGGUUUCAAGUAUAAAACACAAUAUUUAUUUUUUAAUUUAAAAAGUAAAAACAUACCGCUUAGACCAAAAAACGUUUGUGCAAAAAUCCCAAAGUCCAACAAUUACAAUAGCCCAUAAUGUGCAAACAUAGUUUUCGGUAGAAUCUAAUAACCUUUUAGAUGAAAUAAUAAAGACUAUGUUUUAUAUUUCAUCAUAAGUCCUGGAAGUGUUGAUUUUUCUACUUUCCAUGAUGCAGACAGUACCUUUCAUCCAAUGCCCCUUUCAAAGGUACUUAUAAUGGCAAUAAUUUUUUUUCUCCUGGAUCAGGGAUGUCAAAUGAGGAAGUAUACUAACUUCUUUUCUAUCCAAGAAACAUGAAACUGUGCGUGUGGCGUGCAUAUUCAUAACUUCAUAUGUGUGUUUGGCACACAUAUGAAGUUAUUCACAGUUUUGUGAGCCUAUCUUUUGGUAGAUUGCUACAAAAAGCAGGCUCACAAACUGUGAAUUGGGCUGUGAAUACACUCAUAGCAGCCGUGAUAUUAACUAAUUAGGCAGCUGCAACUGUGGCUGGAGUCUGCAAUUUUAGAAAAGUCUUUUUUUCUUCCUAUUACUAGGAAUGCCCAUUUGUGUAAUGCCUUAAAAGCAUAUUUCGUAAUUUUAACUGACAAAUACAAUGAAGUGCACAAAGAAGUGAUAAUAUACAGCUAGCUACCUGUCAUUAUAAACACAAUGACACCAAUGCUAAUAAUAUUUAACCCCUUAAGGACCAAACUUCUGGAAUAAAAGGGAAUCAUGACAUGUCACACAUGUCAUGUGUCAUUAAGGGGUUAAAGGGAUGCUAUUAGCACCAUAAUCAAAGCAGCUCAUUGUCUUUGUGUUUUCUCUCUCUGGUUAGUGUAAAAAAUUGUGUUUGCCAAAUACCAAAGCUCUCUCUAUUACUAAAUCCCAACAGCAUAUUUUUGCUGUCCUAAUUUGUAAGAGCUAAUACAGACGCCAACAUCUGCUAUUGCAACCUAAAACCCCAAAAUGUAUAUCUAUACGGCACAAUGAGAAUAUUUAUUAGCAGGUUUGAAUAAAAGUAAUUGAAAUUGCACCUUAAAAUAAGCCAGCUAACGCAUAAAAUAACAUACAGGGCAGCAAUCUUUAAAUAAAUAAUGGUAGGAUAGAUGAGGUCUCCUCAGACUAUAAUAAUCAACGUUUGGAGAGAUUUUUACAGGCAGUAGUUCUCUGCGUAUAUUACCAAACAAUGAUCACAGGAGGAUCAUUUGAUCAUGGCCAGCAAGCUGUUGUAUAUCUAUUUCUUGUCCCACUAGUUAAUCACAAGGUUAUGAACAAGUUUAAUAACAACUGCCCAGUUUCUAAUAGAAUCCCAUUAAGUAUUUUUGGAUGUUUCAUUUUUUUAUUUUAUUUAUUUUUUUAAGUGCUGACUUUUGAGCACUGGUACUGCUCAACUUCGUGUGAGUUAAAACCUUAGCAUUACUGACGCUUUUAGUUUAAUUUUCAUUCUGCAUUUAUACUGUCUUUUUUUUUUUUUUAAUUAUGUGUAUCUCAACAAUAGUGAAAUCUGUGUCAGUUUUUAAGUAUAUAUGGUUUUAGGUUUUCCUGUUUGAUUACACAUAAAAUAAAAUUAGUAUUUGAUUAAUAUUAUGUAUUACUUUUUCCAGAUGGGAGUUAUGGAAAAUGAAUCAUUUUUAUCAAAUAUUCCCCAAGCAGCCGAUAAUACUGUUGGAAUGAUUUAUUUACUAUUUGGUAAGUAUCAGUCUAUGGCCUUAAUUUAAUACUGUUGGAUAUGUUUUCCUAAAAUUAUUUCAAAUCAUAAUAAAAAUUAAAAUGUUGCUAUUUUUUUUAUUUUUUAUUAUAAUUUAUGGUAUAUGUCUUGAUUUUUUAAUAUAUCGAAAAAGUAAUUUGAAAACCUUAUCCAAAGAUAUUAAAUAAUUUGCAAAGCUUAUCCAGCAAUAUUAAAUUGAGGCCUAUGGUCCCAAAUUACUUUGAAUGAUAUUUUGUCUGUCUAUAUAUCUAUGAAAUUCUAAAAAUAUGAAAGAACAGAAAAAAAAAACAGCUUGAGAAAUUAUGCUGUUAAGGAAGAUGUUUAAUAUUAGAAGUUAGUGCUUGAGUUUUACCCUGUUAGGGAGUUUUUUUUCUCUUUGCAGCUUAGAUAUGCUAGAUGAUAUCUGUAAUUUUGAUGUAACUUUGCUGUGAUGAUAGUGCUAAAAAAAGAGAUAGCAAGGUGUAACAAAUUCUUCCCAAUAUAUUGGCAAAGACAUUGAAAACAAUGUGAUUUUUUUUUUUUAAUUAUUUCCUUUCUGCAUCCAGGUAUGUGUUCUGUGUUUGGGAAUAGCCUUCUGUUAUAUAUUUCUUUCACUAAGAGGCAAUUGCUGAAACCAGCAGAAUACUUCAUAGUAAACCUGGCCUUCAGUGACCUUGGAAUGACCGUUAUCUUGUACCCUCUUGCCAUCACAUCCAGCUUUUCACACAGGUUGGUUUAUACGCUGUGAUGUCAUACCUGGGUCCCCCAGACUCCAUUUCAUCAUAUAUCACUGAAUCGGAAAUGUAAUUCCCCAUCUGAAAUAGAAAUUUCAAAUUUGUCCCUAUUUGGUCAGAAUUCAUCAGCUGAAGCAUCCAUCAUUGCUCUCAUCCAAUGAAUUCCAUCCAAAGACCGAUAUAAUUAAUGCUUAAAGCCGAAGUUUCCCCGUCUGGGGACUUUGCAGAAUUGGCACUAUACUUAGGGGAUUGUAAUGGUUAUUAUGAUACUUAGACUUUGUUUUUAGUAAGAAUUAGUCUCCAAUUAUUGUGAUACACAAUAACAUAUUAAUAACAUAUUGAAUAUUGUAUAUUGUUGUGUUAAUAUAACUGAUACAUGUAUGCUUUGACAGAGAAUACUUGAAGGCCCCAAGGCAGAUAAGCUGUUUGUUUCUCAGUUGAGAGCACAGUGCUUGCAUUUUCCUUGCCUGGAUAAUUAGUGCCUCAAGAAUAUUACUUAGUCAGGGCAUGCAAUGAAAGAAGGUCUCCUUGAUAGGACAUCUAAUGCCUUUAGGUCAAUAGGUGGGGGAAGACAACACCUGAAGUUCUCAUAUAUAAGAUAUACAUAGCUUUAAACUCUCCUAGGUAAGAAUAUAGAAUGCUAAUGUUCACACAGGCAAAUCAAGCAAAGUGAACCACGUAGAAUGCCAGAAGGAUAAACAAUACCUGAAUGCAUCUAAUAAAGGUAUACAAUGUUUUAAAGCCUAAGCACAAAGUACACUAUCUGAAGUGAUUGUUUGACAUUUUUUUAGACCCUGCAUUCCAGAAAAUCCACAGUAUUAUGAAUACCCCUAAGCUACGACAUUUAGGCACUUUUUUAGAUUCCACACAGACAAGCACAGAACUUAUUUCUGAAGGGCAUAAAAACACUUAAUAUGAGUAACGUUUGGAAAUCAUAAAGUGUUUUCCCAUGGUUAGGUUGUCCAAUGCUUACAGAUACACUAUUGCAAAUUGCAAUGUUUCCAUUGCAGGACUAAGACAACCUCUGGUUGCUUUCUACCAGUUCCGGGAUUUUACUGGACUCUACGUCGCCUGAUAAGCUGCCUGCAAUGCUAAAAGCAUCACUUAAAAUAGGCAUUUAAAUGCCUGUAUAGUAAUUGUGAUUGGUGCAAGCAGGGUUAAAUUCCUGGUCACACCAGAAGUCUUAAUUUUUAUCGGUGGAUACGUGGGGCUCUUCUCAGUCAACUGGGGCCAUUUUUAGUGGCUGACCUAGGCUGACCAAUAGCCUCAACAGCACUGAGUGAUCACCACGGUUAUUUUCUACAGCAGGCUGGAGGUCAAGGAGGUCUGAAUAGACCCUGGCAGAGUCUGUCUUCCUGUCCCCAGCUGAUUGUGACUGGUGCUGGGCUUUUCUAGCUGUCCAGCAUCGAUCACAGUGUAAUUGACUGGGAAGCAGGCUGCAUUCAUAAAUACAGGGAGUGUAAUUCUGAAAACAGCCAGUAGAUGGCGGUAAUAUCUAUCUACUGUUUUAAUUAGAAAACCUUUUUUUUGUAUCGGAAUUUACAUUAGCAGGGAGUUUGUUCAGGGUUGGGGUUGUGGGGAGACUAGGGUAGGGUUAGAUUUAGGAUAGGGUUAUGGUUAGCUUUAGGUUAGUCUAGCAAAAAAACAAAAGUAUCAAUCUUUCAUCCAGCAUUUCCUACCAGCCACUACUAAUACAUUAAACACAAUGCCUUACCUUCCAAUAAUGUGUAAAACAUUAAAUUUUUUGUUUGCUUUCUUUAUUUCCAGGUGGAUAUAUGGAAGACAUGUCUGCCUGUUUUAUGCAUUCUGUGGUGUAUUGUUUGGGAUUUGUAGCCUAUCCACAGUCACAUUAUUGAGUAUAGUGUGUUGUGUCAAAGUUUGCUUCCCAGCAUACGGUAAGCUCUUUUGUUCACGAUAAGCAUUGUCAAAGAUGUACUGUACAAAAAAAAAAAAAAAAAGCAAUUUGAGCUUUUUCACUUGGAUAUUUUAUCACCAAUUGCUGCUGAAAUUAAAAGUAAUUUGUUUACACAUUUAUUGAAAUUUACUGGAUAAUGUACAUAUUAUUUGUGUCCUACUACUUCAGAUACACCAGAUUUGUAUUCCCUGCAUCUCCUGAGUAGAACAAUACUCUACAUGUAAGCCUAUGCCAGAUUGUUGGAGAAUUCAUAGGGUCGUGUUGGAGACUUGCCAUCGUUUUGAAAUAUAUCAUUGCUCACUCCCAAUAGACACUAUUUGGUGAAGUAACACUUUCUAUGUCACCAACAUUGACACUAUGUCUAAACACAUCUACUAACCCUUACCCUUUUUAACCCUAACAUUGUCUAAGCCUAGCAAGAUCUAGGCCUAGCUUGAUAGCCAGGCACAGUAAGUACAAACUUAAACUGACAGUUAAAGCUUGUCCUCAAAACCAUAGGUUCCCUGGAUAAUCAGACAUCUUGGGGGCCAAACAAUCACUUUUAGGGGAUGACAAUCUCCCAUGCACCACAACAAUUCCUGGUGUUGUUGGGAAUCCUGCUCAUACAUCCCCUCCUAUAUUAGGCUGGAUCCAUGUUGGUAACUGACCUGUCUGCUAGUGCUGUUUUAUAGUGUAUUGAUAAUGCUAGUGGAUGAAAGGUAUUUAAUGAAUCCAUUCUGUUCUAUAUGGACAUUGCAGCACAAGCAUAUGUGUUCCUUUAACUCUUCCUGAUGUUAGGACAGUACACGCUGUCCUUCACAGAGUGGGCUUAAAUGCAUGUAAGAUCGCAAGUAGAUUUGGUGUGAGCAGGGUUAAAUCUCUGCUCACACCAGUAAGUCCCAUGUAUCAAUAGAUUAGGGUAGGGUUAGAUUUAGGGUAGGGUUAAAGUUAGUGUUAGGGUAGGAAUAUGGCUAUCUGUAGGAUUAGGGUUAGUGUUAGGGUAAGGUAAGGGCUAAUGCUGGGUUUGGGUUAAUGUGGUUUUAGGGCUGGGGAUAGUGUAAGGUUAAGAUUAGGGUAGAUAUAUUGUUAGAGUUUGUGUAAGCAAUAGGUAAGGGAUAUGGUUGUUAUAGCGUUAGUCUGGGGUUUGGUAUAGGAUUAGCAUUAAUUACAAAAAAAAAUAUUUAGAUCCUAGACAUAUUAGACAUUUAACAAUCUGGAAUGAUAUAUGAAUCUAUUUAGACUUCUUUAUAUUUAGUUGCACUGGAUGUGUAAAAAAAAGAGGUGGAACAGAACUAAGGUAAAAAGUUAGCGAUAGGUUAACCCCAAAUCUGUGCCUUCACGGGCACCUAAAUGUCUGCUAAAAAUAUACCUAACUGUGAAACCACCCAAUAACUGUUUGUUAUAAAUAAGACCCUAGAUCUGUGCCUUCAAGGACACCUAUGAGCUGCCAAUUAGAAGAAUCGCUAGAACCUAAUAGCUACUAUCAAUACAGAAAAGUUAAAGAUGAUACACCCUUUGCCUGCUAGCCUCCAUAAUCGAAGUGCCAAGAUAGAAUGAGUACGAGUUGUCAGAUAAUAUUAAUAUAAGUAUAGAGCGGCAGUGUCUGUUAGCAGGGUAGGGGUUUGACCUGAGCCCCGACGCGCGUUUCACCAGCAAGCGGCUCUUCAAGUGGGAACCCACGUCCCAGGCUUUUGAUGCCUUUUUCAAUAUACAAAAAUUGUACCAACAGCAGAUUAGAAGCUUCUGGGAACUUACCAGUCUAAAACAAUAUAUCCAACAAUAUAUAUCCAACAAUAUAUAUCCAACAAAAACUCAUUCCCAGAGGUCUCCGUCCAGAUAUACUUCUACCUGAUAAAAUCCAAAUGGAGGAACAGUUGAGUGAACGGAACACCAUUUUACUUGACUGCUCCUUACGUUUAAUGGACUUUGGUUAAACUUGAAUCUACCCAUCUAGAAGAUACUAAUCACAAGCUACAAAACAAAAUUACUCAGAUCAAAAGUUUAAAGUCUGACAAUCUGUAUGUGCCUAUGGAAACUAAAUUACAAAAGAACAUUGAAAACUAUAGACAAAACAUCAAAGUCAAAAACACACAAAAUUCCAGAGGGACUUUAAAGAUAAACAUAAAUACUGUAAAUGACAAAAUAUCUUUAGGAGCUCUUCUGGUGAGACUGGAUGGUCGGACACUGACAGUAGCUCCUCAGGUUAUCAGAGACCUACUGGAAAUAGAGGGUCCUAUCAAAAGAGGCAAACUUCACAAUCUCCAGCUAAUAGAAGCAUCCUUAAACAUACGGACAAAACUGUAUCUAUUCUGGACAAAUCAAUUACCUCAGACACAGACAACACAAGCAUUCAAUCCACAUCCUCCUCCCCUUUUUUAGAACAGUAACCCCCUCGACAUCGGAGGGGGAGGCUGAGGGACAGAGACAGAUGGGCAUACAAGACUCAGGAUCAAACUCGAAAAUUCUAGCAUCUAACAGAAUAAUUAUUCUUUCAGAUUUUGUUUUACAGCCACGCCAUACAUCUCUGUUGGGCAGGGGUUUAUCUUUUGUCCCUACACCCUCAUAGAACAAAUUCAAUUGGCCCAAAAGAUAUUAUUAUUAUUAUUAUUUUAUUAUUUAUAUAGCGCCAUCAGAUUCCGUAGCGCUGUACAAUGGGUGGACUAACAGACAUGUAAUUGUAACCAGACAACUGGACGUACAGAAACAGAAAGGUGGAGGGCCCUGCUCAAUGAGCUUACAUUCUAAAGGGACUGGGGUAUAGUGACACAAAGGGUAAAAGUAGGUUGUGUCACAGGUGUCGGUGCGGUGCCCGGGACCCAGACACUGUCCAGGCGGUGGUGCGAGGACCGGGACCCAGUAUGCCUGAUGUUCAGAGUAGGAGUCACAGUGUGGAGAUAGAUUAGCAGGGUCUGGUGCAGGGUAACUGCACGCCCCCUGGUGUUGAGCGUUUGUGCAGCCACAUACCAGAACCCUGAUUCAGCUUUUGCGGAUCCCAAGAACUAGGAGCAGGAAUUAAGCAGACCUCCUAGAGCUGAAUAGGGAGGGUCUGCAGCAGGAAUGUAUCCAGUACAGAAACAAGGCAAGGCUAGGAAAGGCACCAAGCAUGAAAAACAAGACAGAACUAAUAGAACCCAAAACCAGAGAAGGAUAGGAAGCUUAACCCAGAACAUGUACACAAUACAUUAAGGAAACAUAGACAUAGCAUGGGCAGGACAGGACUGUACAUGGACUAGGAAUACAAACUAAAACAAGACAAGAUAUGAUAGGUAAAACAAGAGGAGAAAUAACUAAGUACUAUAUAUGAAAAGCAUGGGGAUCUAGUCACAUUAUAUGAUCAUACAUUGCAUAAGCCUGCCAACAACGCCAAUGUACCCCAUGUCUGGCAGGUCCUACUCUGCCUAAUGCAAGCUAAACCAACCAAAGAAAACACACAUAGUACUUACCUGCAAGAAAGGGUAGGAGACUUGGUAGAGUAUAGGUAGAGAACAGUAGGGGACCAAGGACAGAACCUUGGGGGAUGCCAACAAAAAGUGGUUGAGGAUAAGAGGCAGAGCCAGAGAAAGAAGCACUGAAAGAGCACCAGGAGAGAGCAGUAUCCCGUAGACCAAAAUUAUGGAGAAUGCAGAGAAGCUGUUGAUGAUCAGCAGUGUCAAAGGCAGCAGAAAGAUCAAGGAGAAUUAGGAUAGAGUAUUGGCAGUGAGAUUUAGCAGCAAUGAAAUCAUUGAAUACUUUGGUCACAGCUGUUUCGACAGAAUGACCAGCACGGAAUCCAGACUGAAGGGGGUCAAGCAGAGAGUUGGAUUUGAGAAAGUCAGUCAGUCUGGUGUACACAACUCUAUCGAGGAUCUUGGAGGCAAAUGGCAGUAGUGAGAUAGGGCGGUAGUUGGAUGGGGAGUUGGGGUCAAUGCUGGGCUUUUUCAGAAUUGAGGUUACAAUUGCAUGUUUCAAGGGUGAGGGAAAUGUGCCAGAGGAAAGGGAGAGAUUGAAAAUUUUAGUGAGAGGGACUUGGUUUAAUUGGUUUAAUUGUUAUUACUUAUCGAUACAACAUAUCUCUGGUGUGGCAAUUUAGCAGUGUAUGCCUAUUUAUAAUCCUAGUGGAUUUACCACUCAGAUUCCUCUGUACAUAUAGCAAUUGUAUAGCGAUAAUUUCUUACUAUUCUUCUCCCCAUGACCUUUAAUUAUUUCCAUUUUAAUUGAACCUAUUAAAUGUUAUAUUUUAACAAUUUUGUCUAUAUUAGUGGUACUAUUAGGGCAGAUAACUUUUUCUGUUUUCUAUUUACAAUUCUCUCCAAGGGUUAUCCCCUAGUGUAUGCCCUAUAUACUCUUAAUACAGUAUUUAGCUUCCACCUGUUCUCUUUUUUUGUCCUUUGAUAUCACCUUUUAGGCUCUCUAGCUCAUUUUUUUUUUAUCUUUCCAGUAUUACCAGAAAAUUUAUUUUGGUGACAAAGCCAAUAUUUUAGGCAUAUUUUCAAUGAUUUAAUUAAAUGUUUAUAAUUUAUUUGUUUCCACUUUUUGGUUUUGGUCUUACAUAGCCUAUGUCCUCUUCAACCUAUCGUUUCUGUACGUUUUAUUGUAAUUGUCCUAUUUAUAGUUAAAUCCCCCCUCAUAAUAUUGUAAAGCGCUACGGAAUCUGUUGGCGCUAUAUAAAUGAUAAUAAUAAUAUUAAUAAUAAUAAUAUGCCAAACACUCCAGUUCUUUUCAAUGUUAUGUAGGUCACAGUCUAGGGCUGCAAAACAAAAGAGAUUUAACUCCUAAAUGGCAGAGAACAGACCAGGGUGCAGGACCAUGAUCUCUAUAUCACAACUAGUGAUGUCCCAAACAGUUCGCUGGCGAAUAGUUCCUGGCGAACAUAGCGUGUUCGCGUUCGCCAUGGAUGGCGAAUAUAUGCGAUGUUCGGUCCACCCCCUAUUAAUUUACUAAUACUAAGUAAAAAUUACUUAGUAUUAGUAAAUUGUGCCCCUACUCGCAAUACCACGAGUAGGGCCAUGUCUAUUAAACAGUGAGCAGCCUAUGGCUGCUCACUGUUAAAAAAAAAAAGGGUCCCCCCCCGGUGGGGGCCCUAAAUAUUAAUAGGGGGGGACCUAUUGUCCCCCCACCGGCCCCCACCCCUGAGCGGUGGGUGGGGGCCCUAAAAUGAACAAUAAGGGGGGGACCUAUUGUCCCCCCCGGCCCCACCCCUGAGCGGUGGGUGGGGGCCCUAAAAUGAAAAAUAAGGGGGGGCCAUAUUGAUAAUGAGGGGGGCCCUACUGCCCCCCCUGGCCCCCACCCCUGCGCGGUGGGUGGGGGCCAUAUUGAUAAUGAGGGGGGGACCUACUGUCCACCCUCCCUCCGGCACCCACCCCUGGGGGGGGGGUGGGGUCCAUAAGCCCCUAGUCACCCACCCCCCCAAAUAAAAAGUCCCUACCUACCCCCCUCACCCUAAAAAAUAGUGAGGGGGGAAUAAAAUAAAAUUAAACUUACCAAACUUAGGUUCCCCCCCCCCCUCAUUAUCAAUAUGGCCCCCACCCGCCGUGCAGGGGUGGGGGCCGGGGGGGACAAUAGGUCCCCCCCUUAUUGUUCAUUUUAGGGCCCCCACCCACCGCUCAGGGGUGGGGGCCGGGGGGGGACAAUAGGUCCCCCCCUUAUUGUUAUUAGGGCCCCCACCCACCGCUCAGGGGUGGGGGCCGGGGGGAACAGUAGGUCCCCCCCCUUAUUGUUAUUUUUAGGGCCCCCACCCACCGCUCAGGGGUGGGGGCUGGGGGGGACAAUAGGUCCCCCCCUUAUUGUUAUUAGGGCCCCCACCCACCGCUCAGGGGUGGGGACCGGGGGGGACAGUAGGUCCCCCCCUUAUUGUUAUUUUUAGGGCCCCACCCGCCGCACAGGGGUGGGGGCCGGAGAGGGGGAGGACUGUAGGUCCCCCCCUCAUUAUCUUUAUGGCCCCCACCCGCCAGAAAGAGUCCCUGUGGGUUUUAAAAUUCGCCUGCCUAUUGAAGUCUAUGGCGGUUUGCCCGGUUCGCGAACAUUUGCGGAAGUUCGCGUUCGCGGUUCGCGAACUGAAAAUUUCAUGUUCGCAACAUCACUAAUCACAACCAGCUAAAGAUAUUUUGUUGCUUUCCCUGUAAGAAAUGUGAAAUUAAACCAACAUCCCAAAACCUAUUGUGUCGUAAAUUGUAUUUGUGCUAUUUCGUUGGCUGUGUUUCUUAAUGCCCACUCUCUUUUAAUCGAUACUUUAGUUAUACAAACAAAUAAUUUAAGUUUGGAAGAGUAAAACAAGAAGCAAAUGAGGAUUAAGAUGCAUAUCGUAUCCUAGUUACGUAUAACACAGGAUGCAUGCAGUGCAAACGUGAACAUGCUGAACAUUAUGAUCAAGAAAAUAUUAAAUACUACUUUAACAAUUAUAAUAUAAGAGCAAAUAAAGGUAAUACUGUAUGUUCAUCAUUUGUAAAAUCAUUGUUUAGAUGACACUAAUGAAAUAAAAUAGCCAGCUAGUUAAGAAACUUUGAACAAUGCAAAAAGGCACAAAGUAAUAAACAAUAUAAAAUUUGUUUUGGGGAAAUAUGUAUAGCUCAGUGAAGGAACUACAGUGGUUGCUGAGGCUGCAAGUCUGACCGGACCCCCUGUGUCCCCCUGCCUUGGGGGUCCUGGAGCUGGCCACCUUAGGACCCCCUGAGGAAAAGGGCUGUGUGCAAAGAGAGUAGGCUGCGUGGGAGUGCUGAUCUCUGUGCUCUUCUUACUCUGCAUCCUCGCGGUUCUACAGUGAUGCCAGGAGCCGGAAUAUGACAUCAUUUUGGCCCAGUAAUCACUAAACGGUGCAUGAGGGAACAGAGCAAGAAAAUGACAAGAUCACAGCAGCCACUCUGGACCCCAGGAGUGGUCCCUUAGGGAAAGGAUCCACUCUAGCUCUUCCAAAGGCUGAGUGUCUGUCAGUGAAUUCUCAUGCAUGUGCGAGAGUACAGCAGUGACACAGGAUGGAAUAAAAUUAAUAUCAAUUUAGAAGAACUGAAAAUUUCAUUGGGCACAAGCCUAAUUACUACAUAACUGAUUAUGAUCAAGGCCUCCAUUGGUAGGGUGUAGAAAGAACACUCCAGGCACAAUAACCACUACAGCUCAUAGUACUGCCAGGUGCAUUCUCAAUUCAAAACAGAUGUGGGAUUUUGUCUCUUAGAUAUUUAUAAAUACAUAUCACAAAUAUGUUGUAAAAUAUAUUUUAAUUUCUGUCUUUCAGGAAAUAGAUUUGGCCACAAGUUGGGAUGCAUCCUUGUCACUUGUGCAUGGGUUUAUGCAGCUAUAUUUGCCUUCUUACCUCUAAUUCACUUGGGAGAAUAUGGGCUUGAGCCGUAUGGGACAGCUUGCUGUAUUGACUGGAAGUCUUCUAAUAUAAACAGAGUAGCAAAGUACUACACAAUAGCUCUGUUUGUAGUUUGUUUCAUUAUCCCAUGUGGGAUCAUCAUUACCUCUUUUACACUUAUACUGAUAACUGUCAAGGAAUCCCGAAAAGCUGUGGCACUGCAUGGCGCUAUUCCCACCAGGAUGAGCAACGUCCAAACCAUCAUAAUCAAGGUAUUACAUUCAGUUAUAAUACAGAACUGGGGCAGGCAACUAUCGGCACUCCAAAUGUUGUUGACUACUCUUACAGCCAUAUUGCUGGCAAAGCAUCAGGGGAGAUGUAGUCAACAGCAUGUGAUGUAGCACUAUAUAGUCAACAGUUGGUAAAAGAAUUACUGCAGUACCAAAUAUUUUUUCAUAAAUGCUGCCAAUUUUGUCAGUGCUUGAGGGCGUACCCUCCACUUGUGUGGUACUUCCUGCUCCAUUGGCUGGGGCCUCAUUUUGUAAACUGCACGGCUGUAAAGUACCGAACUGGACUCCGAGCUCGUAGUGCAAAAGUAACGUGUCAGCAGGUACAUUUGCAGCACAUGUGUAUGUUUUGUGCCCUGGUAGUUGGUGAAUAUCCACUGAUAUUUGUUGGAAUGUGCUCUAGAUUGUAGGAGCUGCUAUAGCACAUACCCAAAUGUGAUGGCAAACACAAUCCACAUGCUGACUUUUAUUUUAUUUUAUUUAACAAAGUAUUUAAUGCCUUUCACUAAGGUUAGUAGGCAAUGACAGCACAAAAACAUUGUAAAACUUGCCAUGAAGUAACUUGGUGAAAAUGCAGGGUUUUUUUUGUAAUCAAGGAAAACUUCAUUGUAAACCCUUUCCAGAUUUUGGAAAGCAUGUUAAUAUUGCACAAUGUUAGAUUUAUGAAAUCUAACCUUAGAUUGGAUACCUUCUUGCAUUAUAGUGAUGGCUUUAUCUAUUUUUAAUUGUAAUGUCGUAUUUAUCUAAUAAACACUAUUUCUGUUUUAUGCAGUUAAGCAUCGCUGUGUGCAUUGGAUUCUUCACAGCUUGGAGCCCAUAUGCAAUAAUUUCCAUGUGGGCCACUUUUGGAUCUAUCGAUAUCAUACCACCUUUGGCAUUUGCAGUACCCUCUGUGUUUGCAAAAUCUUCAGCAAUUUACAAUCCAAUUAUUUACCUCCUAUUGAAGCCCAACUUCCGAGAUAUUCUUGGCCAACAAUUGGUUGCUCUGUGGGAGCUUUGUACACCGUGCUUUGUUUGCCUGAAGCCUCUCCUUUCCUGCCACAUUAUGGCACUGCACCACAAACUCUUCAAAAAGGAAAAUAAGGCAAUAAGUCAUUCAAAAAAGUCAGUUGGAGGCUAUUCCUUUAACACAUGUGAAACAUGCAAAGAUACUUUUGAAUACUUCAAACAUUACCCGAAAUGCUGUAGUACACAGUAUAGUUUUGGUUCAGAGUUGAGGCAACAAGAUGAAACCAAAAAUGCUAAAAAUUCCAUAAGGGUUAUUGUACAAGGACAUAAUAUAGCAGAUACUGAUAACUUUGAAAUUACUUUAGAAGUAAUACCAGAGUGCAGUACUUAUUAA